CACUCCAAAGACACGGAGCAUGUGAAUCAAAAUGAAAACACUGAGUGCCAUCAGAUAUAAACUAGAAAGAAAGGAAAUCCGAAGGGAUGUUAUAAAGGCAGGUUUAUCAUGAUCCCGAAUCAGUUUGAAAGCAUCUGGACUUGUUUAAACAAAUUAUGUCAACCAGUUCCAUACUAUAGGCUUAACAUCGUGACACACCAGUUGUCUUGUUAGAUCACAAACCGGAUUCUGAAUGCUUCGGAAUGGGAAAAACCUUCGCCACAAAGGAUGCUAAAACUGAGUUAUCAGCGCUUUGUGUAAGCAGUUAAAAACACUGAUCUCGAGCCGUCACAACGGUGAAUUGUUGUGGAUGGGAACCUUCUCUGCACCCUUUACCUUCCACAUGACCCCACUUUCCCUGUUUCCUUCGCUCCCGUAAAGAUACGUUACAACACACUGACAGCAUGACGUCCACUGCCCGGAUUCUGGCCUUUAAGCUCUCCCCACCCUCUCAGGAUGGCAGUCCAGAGCGUCUGUUCAGCUGUGAUGAGGACAUUGAACGGCGCUAUGAGGUGGUCCCAUCUGUCGUCUGCUCCAUGUGUUGCCUUUUUGGCAUCAUCUACUGCUUCUUCGGGUACCGCUGCUUCAAGGCCGUAAUGUUCCUCACGGGUCUAAUGUUUGGUUCCAUCAUCAUCUUCAUGCUCUGCUAUAAGGAGAGGGUCAUGGAUACUCAGCUAAGUGUGGAGGCCAGUGUGGGCAUCGGCCUGGGCAUUGGCACGUUGUGCGGUUUGGUCACUAUGCUGGUCCGCAGCGUGGGACUUUUCAUGGUUGGACUUCUCCUGGGUUUACUGGUCGCCCUUGCCUCUCUGGUGGUUCUGGAGGAGUUUUACCACCCGAGGACAGUGUGGCUUCCCCUGGGUGUGCUGCUGGGUUCGGGGAUGCUGUUUGCUGUGCUCACGUUGCAGUGGCAGCGCUGUUUCACCACCCUCUCCACCGCCGUCUUCGGAUCAGCUGUGGUGACUGUGACUGUGGAUUAUUUUGUCGAGCUCUUUGCUUUGACACGGUAUAUCUAUGAGAGGGUGAAGGUGGAUCCACCUCGCCCCGUGUGUUGGUUCACGUGGGUGGUCAUGGGAGUUUGGCCCGUGCUGGCGCUGCUGGGUGUUCUUAUUCAGUGGAAGGUCACGGCUGAAGGAUAUUCACACACAGAAGUCUUCAUCAGUCACCAGCAGAGACGAGUGCAGUUAAUGCGAAUUCGUCAAAAGGAAGAGAGAAGGGAAUGCACAAAGAAAAAGAAGAGAAAGCCACAGAAACAGCCGCCACAGCAACAGAAGUACCACCAUCCCCCUCAGACCAACCCUCAUCCCCCCAACCCUCCACCCAAACUCCAGCAUCCAGAGCCCACCCACCGCCGGAAACCCAACACCAUCCGCCGCUUCGAUGGAGAUGUACUUUCUCCGAGUUACAUCCAGAACUUCCGUGACAGACGUACGGACAGGAGGGGCUACUCUCAUGGCAGGUUGAUUGGCGGCUCACAUGUUGUAGAUUUGGACUAUGACUAUGGCUCCCAAGUGCCCCUAACAGCCCAUACAGGCCCCGCAGUGAGAGGUUGAUCUUCUACUGGAACAGAAAUUGCACUGAACGAACCAUUCCGAGAACUUUGCGGCCGUAUCAAAUCAAGAGCAUGUGGUUACAAUGGCUGAUGGGGAUUUUCAUUCUCAAAUCGAUUUGCUGUAUUCCCAUUAUUUUUUAUUUUUUUUAAAAUAAAAUGCCAGAAAACUUGCAGCAAAUGGAUCGUUUACCUACAAAACAAUGUGUAACCACAGUAGGGCUCUGUUCUCUUGCAAUUAACUCCAUUUUAUAUUGCUGAAGAUGGUUGUGGUAUGUGUGUCUGCUCCUCCGAGGCUCUUCUUCCCAUAAUUAGGCUGCUGUUUCAGUUCGUCCGAGAAGAAUGGUCUCAUUACCACUGCAGCCAUUUCAAAAGAGAUCCAUUACGGGACCAAAUACGGCCUUGGCUUUUAAGAGACUAAACUGUCAUAAAACAUGCACGGGUUCUACCAGACAGACUAUAUGAAUAUCCAGUUUACAGAUUUAAACUUCAGUCCUCCUGUUCGUUUCUGACUUUUUAAAGAUGUUUCAGAUAACAUUAUGUUUACAGUACGGGCAGGGAAGUGUGUAUCGUUUUAUAACCGUUUCAAAUGGCUUUAUCUGCUCUGUGUCAGGGCCUACGCAAAUUCUGUCAAACUGUGUAUGGUGAACACAAUCUCUGUUCAAUCUGAGCCGAUUACUGAGCAUAUACUGAAAUGUUCUGUGCAUUUAUUGUUAGCCAAUGCAUGUGGGGAAAGUUCCAUCAUUACUCCUGAUAUACAUGCAUUAUUCAACAUGUUUUUAGUUGUUAUAUCCAUUUAAGGUUAAAGUAUCUAGAGACUGUUUGAUUUGCUUCCAGUUAAAUCUCAGGGGCGGUGGAUUUGAGAGAUGCCCUAACGAUGUAACUGUGAACACUAAGGGGUUUUGUGUGGAUGAUUUAAAAGUGUCCUUGUCUACUAUGAGAGAGUUUUGAAAGGGAUUAAAGAAAGAUGCCCUAGAAGGGUGGAAGAGAUUUACAAUGGUGGACUUCUCAGAAAAAGAUUGUGUAUUUCUGAGUGUGUAUAAAGCAUGAAAAGGAGAGUGUGUCUAUAUAUGGUGUGUAUAUGCAGAGGGUGGUGUAUGUGUGUGAAAACAUUUGUCAUACUGUGAGUCUGCAGCAGGGUUAAAGGGUUAGUUCACCCAAAAAUGAAAAUUCUGUCAUUAAUUGCACACCCUCAUGUCGUUUCAAGCCUGUAAGACCUUCGUUCAUCUUCGGAAUACAAAUUAAGAUCUUUUUGAUGUAAUCUGAGAGCUCUCUGACCCCUCCAUUUUAAUUACUACAUUCAAGGCCCAGAAAAGUAUUAAAGACAUCGUUAUAAUAGUCCUACGGUGGUUCAACCUAAAUGUUAUGAAGCGGAGAGAAUACUUUUUGUGCACAAAAACAAAACAGUAACGACUUACAACAAUUACGUAUAUUCUCUUACGCUGUUUACAUUGUAGACACAGUGCAGCGCUUUCAGGUUCUAUGUCAGAAAGCCGACGCAGGAGCCGGCCAAUAAUGAGUCAAGUUCUGACGUAGAACACGGAAGCCUGCACUGUUGUCAAAAGUACCGACUUCGGUACCAAUCGGUACUGAAAUUUUAAAAAUGUGACGCUUUGAGCACUGUUAGCGGAUUCGUAAACACCUCUGAUUGGCCAUUGUUUUGACGCUCUCAUCUAAUAUGUCUGUGAUUGGCUACAAUGAUCAGCGCACGGGAGCUUUUGAAAGCACACAGAAGUGUUUGAAUUUGGGAGCGGGAGCAUUUGAAGCAUCACGGACCAGUCCGCUGACAGACGCCUGCUUUCAAACGCUCCUGUGUGUAUCUGUGUAAGCGCUCAGUGAAGAGCUUCAUUGAUGACUAUUUACAACAUGUUUUUGAAGCGUUGAUUAUUGAAGCCAAUCACAGACAUAUCUGCUGAGCGCAUGAACACAAUGACCAAUCAGAGGUGUUUACGAAUCCGCUCAACAGCGCUCAAAGGGUCACAUUUUUAAAAUUUCAGUACCAACUUGGUACCGAAGUCGGUACUUUUGACAACUCUACUAUACAAUGUGAACAGUGUAGGAGACUGACAGGGGAGAGACGAAAUUGUUAAAUGAAGUCGUAAUUUGUGUUUUGUUUUUGCGCACAAAAAGUAUACUUGUCACUUCAUAUAAUUAAGUUUGAACCACUGUAGUCAAAGCUUAGAAGCUUUACGAAUCUUUUGUUUCGAAUCAGUGGUUCGGAGCGCGUAUCAAACUGCCAAAAUCACAUGAACUAUUGAAGUUUCAAAACACUUAUGAUCUAACAAAGUCUCGUUUGCUGAAAUCACGUGACUUUGGCGCUCCGAACCACUGAUUUGAAACAAAAGAUUCGUAAAGCUUUGAAGCUUCAUGAAACAGUGUUUUGAAAUCGCCCAUCACUACAUAUUGUUGAAUAAAGUCAUUAUUUUGUUUUUUUGGUGCACAAAAAGUAUUCUCGUCACUUUAUAAUAUUAAGGUUGGACCACUGUAGCCACAUUAACUGUUUUAAAUAUGUUUUUAGUAGCUUUCUGGGCAUUGAAAAAGGGAGUGUUCUUGCUAGCGAUGCAGGCCUCACUGAACCAUCGGAUUUUAUCAAAAAAAUCUUAAUUUGGGUUCUGGAGAUGAACAAACAUCUUACGGGUGUGGAACAACAUGAGAGUGAGUAAUUAAUGACAGAAUAUUCAUUUGUGGGUGAACUAACCCUUUAAGUCUUAAUUUCUGAUUUACCUUCAUAUUUGGAUGCAGGGUGAUUUCACACCCAGUUUCUCCUCCAUGUUUAUCAGGGCUGUGGGAGCAAUGAAGAGUCAAAGUCUAAUCUUUUCCUCACUCUGAAGUAGUGAAAGGGCUCAAAGGCUUAAAUUCCUCUCUGUUUACCGUCUCUUUUAAAGUGACAGCAUGGCUCUCUUGUAAAUUUUGUACAUUGUCUGAAUGUAUAUAUGCUUACAUGCGAUUCUGUAUUAUUGCUAGUGCUUUGAUUAAUUUUUUUUUUUCUAAUUUUCAGUGGUUACAUCUGUGUGCUGAACAAUUGUCUUUUUGAAUUGUCUCAUUGAUAGUCAUUUGUAAUAAUUUAUUUCUAAUUUAUUAGAUGACGACUUCAAGUGGAGCUCUGUGUGUAAUUAAAUUGAUGUUGACCAUUAUUAUUAUUGUUAUUAUUCCUAAGCAUGUAUGUGUACAGUACUGAUAACCAUAAAUGUUGUGCUCCUGAAGUCAA
Ctenopharyngodon idella (grass carp) is the source of this 4793-nucleotide messenger RNA. RefSeq names its product transmembrane protein 198a (gene tmem198aa). The coding region runs from base 444 to 1589 and encodes 381 amino acids. Gene Ontology annotation, biological process: positive regulation of canonical Wnt signaling pathway. Gene Ontology annotation, cellular component: plasma membrane; cytoplasmic vesicle. The transcript is spliced from 5 exons. NCBI's taxonomy places the organism in Eukaryota, Metazoa, Chordata, Actinopteri, Cypriniformes, Xenocyprididae. The record is from RefSeq and is a predicted model, not a curated record.